AUGCUUUAUGAAAUCGAUAGAUCUUUAACCACACUUUUACAUGAUAUUGUAUAUUUUGUUGCGGAGCUCGAGAAUGAACAGAAUAAAGGUGAGGCUUUAGAGCUCAUGGUGACGAAUCCAAAUAGAGACAGACAAAAACUUUUGAGGGAACAGGCAAUUCUAAAACAGCUAUUCAAAAUCUUACAAGGCCCAUUCUUAGACAAUGGAACUGAUGGACCAUUUUUGAAGAUUGAAGAACUCAGUGAUCCGCGACAUGCUCAUUAUAAACAUAUAUUUAGGCUUUGUUAUCGAAUUUUGAGAUUGAGUCAGCAAGAUUAUAGAAAGAAUCAAGAAUAUAUAGCCAAGCAUUUUGGAUUUAUGCAGAAACAAAUUGGCUAUGACAUCUUGGCAGAAGAUACAAUUACGGCUCUCCUGCACAAUAAUAGAAAAUUACUGGAAAAACACAUAACUCCUGCAGAAAUCGAAACAUUUGUAGGAUUAGUGAGAAAGAACAUGAGUAACUGGGAAUCACGUUUCUUGGACUAUCUCUCAGAUUUAUGUAUUUCAAAUAAAAAGGCUAUACCCGUGACUCAGGAGUUAAUUUGUAAAAGUGUACUCAGCCAGAAAAAUUCGGACAUUCUUAUUGAAACAAGAAUGAUGAAAACUCAACUAGAAUUACAAGAAAUUAAUGAUGAAGGACAACUUGAGAGUGAAGAAGCGGAACCAAUAAUUACUUUUGUUGAAGAUUGUCAAAUCGUACUUCUUUACUAUAACCGACAGAAAUCAAAAAUGUUGACGGAUCUUUGUCGAAAUGCUAAAAUGGAUUGUAAGGAAGAUCAAGCUAUAUUAGAUUAUUAUAGUCAUCAGCUUGACUUGUUUUCGAAUAUGUGUUUAAACAGACAGUAUUUAGCACUCAAUAAUCUGUCACCUCAUCUUGAUAUUGAAUUAAUACUCAAAUGUAUGGCUAACGAAAAUGUUAAUUUUGAACUUAGAGCAUCGUUUUGCAGGCUAAUGUUACAUUUACAUGUAGAUAGAGACCCCCAAGAAGCCGUUACACCUGUUAAAUAUGCAAGGUUAUGGUCUGAGAUUCCUCCAGAGAUGUCUAUAUCAGA
This is a messenger RNA of Leptinotarsa decemlineata (Colorado potato beetle), 1091 nucleotides long. RefSeq names its product inositol 1,4,5-trisphosphate receptor-like. Lineage: Eukaryota; Metazoa; Arthropoda; Insecta; Coleoptera; Chrysomelidae. The record is from RefSeq and is a predicted model, not a curated record.